AUGGCCAUAUUCCACGGUUCACUAGCUACACCAUUGCCAAUCACUCCAAAGCGUGAAGCUCUCGAGCUCGGGAUCCCCCUGGUUCCUUUACGCAAAAGAAGACGCGUUCAGGAAACUGCUGCCGGCGACGCGCCAACACAUCUCGCCCCAGUUCAUCUCCAGGAACUAUGGAAUGCGUGGCACUCUGAUAGCCGUGUGCCUACUGUGGAAUCUCGCCGUGCUUGGGCGGUCGCGCGGAACGUGGCUCCUGCUCACGUUCAUACGUGGUUCAAUCGGCGGAAGAUACAAGCAAAGAAGAAAGGGACGGUGCUAUCUGACGGGACGUAUGACCUCCUGACUGGCUCUCCCCCUGAUGUCAAGCGUCUCGUGGCAGUGAAAAAAGAGGCCUCGCCGGAAACGCCGACCAGAAAGAAGGGGAAGAUGAACCGGACUCCUUCCCAGCCUGAUACAUCUCCCUUUUUCACGCCAACGACCUGUCUUACGCAGCUCUCCUCCUCUGCUUCUGCUCCAGACUUGAUCCCAGCACUCCUACAGUUCUCUCUACAGAGGCCAACGGACGACGCAUAUACUCAGCCACUGAGCGAACCGGAUUACUAUGGCCCAUCCUCCGAGUCUCCACUGCAGCUCAGGUCUAGCUGUGUUUCUGUCCCAAAUGCAACAUAUAAUUUACGGAAUGUGCGCUCUCAGCUUUUGGAGAUGUCGUCUACGAGGAAUUCCCAGAGUGCACCUGUUUCUAGUCUUCCGCCGUCUUCCCCGUGCAUGCCUUCUUCGUCGGAGUACGAAUAUCAAAUAGGAAGUGAAAGCACUGCGGGGACCUCCCCGGCACCUUUUCCCCACAAAAUCGAUGACCAAGACGAAGCGAUCCUCGGCAUCGUUGACCCAGAGGCUGCGGUGUCGGGGGUUCAGCCAUCCGUUUUCAUCGAUGGGGACUCAGAUACACUGCCUGCCCAACUUUUGCAAGACGCCGAGGCGCAGAUACAUGCACACGACACGAUAAAUCUAAAUCACAUCUGCAACCAGGGUGUGCCCUCACGGUCCGACUUCCGGUGCGACCUGUGCGCGAUGGACGCCGAUACAUUCCCGGACCUUGCCCGUUUUUUCUUAGAUGGAAUUCGCCUCAGUCUCGCAUCUCCGACGUACGCAUUAGGACCCGCGUCCGAUGAUGCCACAGUGUUCUUGUCUUCGGAUGGUUUCAUUGCUCCGUACUGCCCUAUCUCCCCAUGA
Molecule: messenger RNA, 1224 nt
Organism: Punctularia strigosozonata HHB-11173 SS5
Lineage: Eukaryota; Fungi; Basidiomycota; Agaricomycetes; Corticiales; Punctulariaceae
Exons: 3
Coding region: 1-1224 (407 amino acids)
Source: RefSeq, a predicted model, not a curated record